Syngnathus typhle (broad-nosed pipefish) is the source of this 2407-nucleotide messenger RNA. RefSeq names its product transporter associated with antigen processing, subunit type a (gene tap2a). The record is from RefSeq and is a predicted model, not a curated record. Gene Ontology annotation, biological process: transmembrane transport. The transcript is spliced from 11 exons. Gene Ontology annotation, molecular function: ATP hydrolysis activity; ATP binding; ABC-type oligopeptide transporter activity. NCBI's taxonomy places the organism in Eukaryota, Metazoa, Chordata, Actinopteri, Syngnathiformes, Syngnathidae. Bases 97 to 2244 code for a protein of 715 amino acids. Gene Ontology annotation, cellular component: membrane.
UUUUUUAGAAGUCGACGUGCUCCAUCGAAAUGAAACCGAAAGCGGCUGCUACCACGCGGAUUGCUGCACUUGGAAGCAGGCUGCAUCGUCGUGAAAAUGCGGAGAAAGAGUUCAGCACUUCGCAAAGCUUUUGCGGUGACUUUGGCACUCGUCGCGGACGCCUGCCUGGUUCACGGCACCGCACCUCUGGUGCGCGCGGGGAGUUUACUUUGGCUGUCGGUCUGGCUGCUCGCGCUUAUUCGGUGUUGUUUGGCGCUGACUGCCGUCUACCUUCUUAACCUCGGGCAAGUUCCCCCGGCGCCGGCUCGUUUCCUCGCCUUGCACAGCGCGCUCCCCGCCGCCCUGGAGAGCCUGGCCGCCGCCGUGGGUCUCGGCGACCACCCGUGCGGCGCGAUGUCGGCUGCAGGAGUCGCGCGCUGCUGGAUGAUGUGCGCCGGAUUAUCUCUGGCCGCCGCCUUGUUUUGGGAAGGCUGGCUUCUCGACUCGCGUGGGGCGAAAAAGAACCGACAAAAGCUUCGAGUUUUGUUCAUGAGGGUGGUUCGCAUGUACAGGCCGGACUUGGCUUUGCUGCUGGGAGGAUUUGGCUUUCUCACCCUGGCUGCUGUCUGUGAGAUCCAGAUCCGGUUUUACACGGGCAAGGUGAUUGACAACCUGAGAGACAAUUAUGUGCCAGAUGAAUUCUUGUCAGCGCUGCUUCUCAUGGGCGUGUUCUCAGUGGGAAGCUUGUUGGGCACAGGUGGCAGAGGGGGUCUCCUUAUGUGGGCCAUCAACUCUUUCAUGUGCAGAGUGAAAGGAAAGUUGUUUCGAGCUCAGACCAAACAGGAAAUUGCAUUUUUCGACACCACAAAGAUCGGUGAGCUCACUUCCUUGCUUUCUAAAGACAUCCCCCUGAUGGCGCAAACGGUUUGUCUGAACAUCAACGUUCUGCUGAGGACCCUCAUAAAGUCGGUGUACACGCUGAUCUUUAUGUUGGACCUUUCAUGGACACUGACGUGUUUAGUUCUCAUGGAGGUCCCCGUCACUAGCCUCAUACAGUACAUCGCCGACAAACACUGCCAGCGGUUGACGCAGGCCACGCAUGACUCCAUGACCGCGGCAAAUGAAACGGCCAAUGAGAUCCUCUCGGCCGUUCGGACAGUGCGCAGCUUCAACGCCGAGAAACACGAGGCCCGUCGCUAUGACAACAAGCUGUCGGAGACGCACAGGCUCAAGAGCCGGCGGGACACUCUCAGGGUUGUCUCUCUUCUGGUGCAAAGGCUGACAGGUUUGGCUAUUUAUGUGCUGAUGUUGUGGUACGCCAGGCUGUUCAUCCAGAGGGGCCACAUGACCAUCGGUAACCUGGUCUCCUUCAUCCUCUACCAGUCAGACAUCGGACACAAUAUCAGGACUCUGAUCUACAUCAGCAGCCACAUGGUGAACUCGGUGGGUGCGGCCGGUAAAGUCUUUGAGGUUCUCGAUCGACAGCCUCAGAUCAGGACUGACGGGGAACUCGCACCCGAUUGGCUCGCAGGACACGUCAUCUUCCGCCAUCUCAAAUUCACCUACCCGGCACAUCCCGACGUAGCGGUGCUGCAGGACUUCUCUUUGGAGCUGCCAGUGGGUCAGAUAACGGCACUGGUGGGUGUGUCCGGAGAGGGAAAAAGCACCUGCGCCAGUUUGCUCAAGCGCUUGUACGAGCCGCACGGUGGACAAAUCCUCUUGGACGACGUCGAGCUGGAGUUGUACGACUGCCGCUAUCUCAGCAAAAAGAUUGCAGUGGUCAGCCAAGAGCCGGUGCUCUUCUCCGGUUCCAUCAGAUACAACAUCGCUUACGGCCUUGCGGACUGCUCUCUGGACGCCAUCCAGAAGGCGGCCUUCCAGGCCAACGCCCACGACUUCAUCACACAGCUGAAGAAGGGCUACGAUACCGAGGUUGGUGAGGGGGGCAGUCUGCUGUCCAAGAGCGAGCGGCAACGUGUGGCCAUUGCUCGAGCGCUUGUGAGGCAACCACGAGUUCUCGUCCUGGACGAAGUAACCAGCUCCCUGGAUGAGCAUAGCCAAAACAAGGUCCUGCAGGAUCUGGUGAGGCCUUCUGACCGAACCGUACUGCUGAUCACACACAAUCUGAAGAAUAUCGAGACGGCCGACCAGAUUGUGGUGAUAGGCGCGGGCAGUGUUCAGGAGCGAGGAACCCACUGCCAGCUGAUGGAAAAGAAUGGGAUGUACUGUAAAAUGAGAGAGACGCUCGCCACCGCUGGAAGCUAACUCCUUCAGAAGCACUUUUUUUCUUUUUUUUUCUCUGUGUGUUUAUUUUGCUUACUCAAUUUCAUUGGAUUUUAUGUAGGGACUUUAUCUGAUAAUAAACAUUAAGCUCGCUAUUAUCUGUAUAUGUGAAUAUUUUGAAUAAAGUUGUCAAUCAAUCAAUCAA